This is a messenger RNA of Rhineura floridana, 3383 nucleotides long. It is a transcript of the gene SEMA4G, whose product is annotated as semaphorin 4G. Gene Ontology annotation, biological process: neural crest cell migration; negative chemotaxis; semaphorin-plexin signaling pathway. Bases 621 to 3146 code for a protein of 841 amino acids. The transcript has 16 exons. The record is from RefSeq and is a predicted model, not a curated record. Gene Ontology annotation, molecular function: chemorepellent activity; semaphorin receptor binding. NCBI's taxonomy places the organism in Eukaryota, Metazoa, Chordata, Lepidosauria, Squamata, Rhineuridae.
CUCUGCACGUGUCCAGAGGGCUCUUUUUUAUUUUUCCCUUCUAAUUAUGUCACACCUUUCUGGACUGAAUCUUGGCCCUAAAAACAGGUCCCGGAGUUAAUCUCUAAUUCAGACUAAGUCCUCCUCUGUCUGCCUCGCAGCAGUGAGCCCCUGUUUUCUGGCCUGGCUGGGCGUUUUCGGCUUCCCGCGCUCUACUUGGAGCCGAGCUGCCCUUGCCGAGGGAGCCCGCUAGAUGGCGGCGCAGAGAGUUUUGCGCGGGUUCCUUGCUUGCUGGCUGCCCAGCUGCGGCUUCUCGCCUUGGUAGUGGCGGCGGCGCGGCGGCCCCACAUUCGGCGCGGGAUCGGGACUGUGAGCGGGAGGGCGAAUCUGGGUCGGGGGGCUGGCGGACAUGCGAAGAGUUGGACCGCACGCUUCGGCCGGAACACAGGAACAACUUGGAAGCAUUGAAAAAUUAGCUUCUAUUCUGUUGUGAAGUCUGCUCUGGUCUUGUGAAAUUUCUCUGUGGCCUGCAGUGACACUCCGUGAAAUCAGCAGGAAGAUUCUUCAGCAAUCUUUCAAGAUUUUCUUGUAGAAAAGGGCUGUGUUGCCCAGUGGGCAGCAGCCUUGGUCGCUCAGGAAGAAUGAAAAGGAAUGUGCCCCUUUAUCUGAUGGUUCUCUUUGCGGUCACAACAAUGGGAUACUCUUCCAAAUGCUCUGCAAUGGAUUUGGAUGCCACACCUCGAGUAACAGUUGCUUAUAACGAUUUGACCACUGCAAGACGUUUUAGCAGCCAUGCCCAGAAUUACACCACCCUUCUGCUAGAGGAUGAGAAGGGAAUUCUUUAUGUAGGAGCCAGAGGGGCUAUAUUCUCCUUAAAUUCCAGCAACAUUGCUGAUGGCUCCCAACAGACAAUGGAUUGGGAAGCCUCUCCCGAGAAGCGGGCAGAGUGCCUGAAAAAGGGCAAAAACAACAAGACAGAGUGUUACAACCACGUCAAGCUUUUGCAGCGGCUGAAUGCAACCCACCUGUAUGCCUGUGGCACAUAUGCCUUCCACCCGCUUUGCACAUACAUUGAUACUAACAAGUUCGCAUUACUCUCCCACUUUGAGGAAGGGAAGGAGAAAUGCCCUUAUGAUCCUGCCCGAGGCUACACAGGUCUCAUUGUGGAUGGCAGUUUAUAUACGGCAACACGCUAUGAAUUCCGCAGCCUGCCAGACAUCCGACACAACCGACACCAGCGACUUCUGAAGACUGAAGAAUCUCCCUUGCACUGGUUGAAUGAAGCCGAGUUUGUGGCCUCUGUGCUGGUCAAGGAAAGUGUGAGCAGCCCUGUGGGUGAUGAUGACAAGAUCUAUUACUUCUUCACAGAGCAAGCUGGAGAGGAGAGUGCCUCUAUAUUUGACAAGACACAGGUGCCCAGAGUAGCCAGGGUGGCUCGAGUGUGUAAGAAUGACCUUGGUGGCAAGAAGAUUCUCCAGAGGAAAUGGACAUCCUUCAUGAAAGCAAGGCUGGCCUGCUAUGUUCCUUACUAUGAGGUCCUGAAGGAUGUUUUCAGCCUGGAUGGUGGUGACUGGCAGAGCACCAUCUUCUAUGCAGCUUUCACCCUGUCGGCGCAGUGGAGGAGCAUGGAGGUGUCUGCUAUCUGCCGAUACAACAUCUCUGAGGUGCGGGCAGCCUUUGAAGGGACUUACAUGCAAUACCAGGACUCCUCACGCAAAUGGUCCCCAUAUACUGGAGAGGUGCCAGAGCCCCGUCCAGGAUCGUGCAUCACCAAUCGUGCUCGCAAGAAUGGCUACAACUCCUCCCAGGACCUACCCAACAGCGUGCUGGAUUUUAUCAAGCUCCAUCCACUGAUGUAUGAAGAGGUGAAACCUGCAGAUGGAGUCCCCCUGUUGGUGAAGAAAAAUGUGAUUUAUACUCAAGUAGCUGUAGACAGAGUCCGGGCCCUGGAUGGGCACGAGUAUGACAUGCUCUUCUUGGGAACAGGUAAUGGCUGGAUUCACAAGGCAGUGGUCAUUGGUUCCAGGGUCCACAUCAUAGAGGAGAUCCAAGCCUUCAGAGUCCCCCAGCCUGUGGAGAACCUUGUCAUCUCGAAACAGCAGAGGAGUCUAUAUGUGGGGGCCCAGAGUGGAGUCUUGCAGUUACCACUCUCCUCCUGCAGGCAAUAUAUCUCCUGCUUCGAUUGUAUCCUGGCCCGGGACCCAUACUGUGGCUGGGAUGGUGAGAGCUGCAAAGAACUAGCUGAGAUGCUGGACAGGGCUCUGCUGACCCAGGACGUGAUGCAUGGCAACGUGGGCUGCUGGAAUGACUCUGCCCAGGCCACACCCAUGCAGAAGAACCGGACGGUGCUGCGUGGCGAUGAUGUACUCUUGCCUUGCGAACAGACAUCCAACCUGGCACGGGCGACUUGGCGGGUGAAUGGCAUAGAAGUGCUGGCGGAGGAAGGGCAGGGCCGCUUCCGCCUAGGAGUGGACGGGCUGCUAGUGACAGACACCCAGCUAGAGUACAAUGGGGAAUACCGAUGCUAUGCUGAGGAGAAUGGCCUCUGGGCCCUGGUGGCUGCUUAUGCCCUCACUGUGCUGCCCAAGCAGCUGGUGCCACAGCCACCCCCCACUGUGUCAUCCCCCUCUUGGCAUGCUGCCAGCUAUGAUUAUGGGGACAUGAAGUUUAUCUACAUUGCUGUCAUCACAGUGUUGGGUGGGUUGUGCCUAGUGCUCAGUGUUGUGCUCCUUUACGUCUCCUGCCUGCAGAAGCGCAGGGGCAAAUACAGCCUAAGGGUCCCCCAGCCAUCCACUGUGGAGCUGCAGACAGUCUCUUCCAAUUGUCUGGGCAAAGGAGGCGAGGACGAUGAGGACCUGGGCAUCUAUCCAGAUGGCUGCCUGCAGAUCAUCCCUGGGGAAGCCCCUACUGUGGCAUCACCUUCCAAGGAAGUGCUUCCUGUCCCACCGCCGCUACCGCCUCCACUUCCUGCCGAGUUCACCAAUGGCAUUACCACCUUGCCCAACAUGCUGCGCAAGAUGAAUGGGAACAGUUACAUGCUCCUGCGGCAGAACGAGGAGCCAUGCACGUCGCCGCUCUACAACUCCUUUACAGAGGAGCUGAGCAAGAUUCUGGAGAAGCGGAAACACACACAGCUGGUAGAAAAGCUAGACGAGAGCUCCGUGUAGGGGGAACAGGGAGGCCACUUUUCUGAACUAAUCCCUCUAAUCCCUUCUGUGAUUCCUCCUUCCCAGUCCAACAGAACCAGUGUUACGACGCAGCAACUACCUCCGGAGCGGCCCUCCGGAGCCGCCACAGACUCCGCGCUCAUUUCCUUUUUUGUUUUGCUGGCAUUGAUUGUUUGUUUUCCAAUUGCUGUAAAGAAAAUCUUAUUUAAAUGGGAAUUAUAUUUAUAUAUAAAAGAA